AUGGGCUUCUAUGGCGCUUGCCCCGCAGUGCUGCAGACACAGCGCUGUGUCCUGCACGGCGCAUCGGUGGCUGUGGGAGAAGGAAGAGAUGUCGGCAAACACAGAGCUCAUUCAUGGACUCACAAAGAGAGAAUCGCUAAAAGCGCCAAAAACCUCAUCAACAUCGAACUCUUCUGGAAGAGCUACCAGGGUCGUAGAGAUCUGAACAUCGAGAGGAAUAACACGUUCAAAUGUCCUGUGAUGUUGGUGGUCGGUGAUCAGGCUCCGUAUGAGGAAGCAGCUGUGGAGUGCAACAGCAAACUAGAUCCAACUACGACCUCAUUCCUCAAGAUGGCUGAUGCUGGCGGGAUGCCACAGCUGACUCAGCCCAGCAAACUGACAGAAGCGUUUAAGUACUUCAUUCAAGGCAUGGGAUACAUGGCGUCGUCCUGCAUGACGCGUCUCUCGCGCUCGCGCACCACCUCGCUUUCAUCCUCCUACUCCAUGGAGGGCUCGCGCUCCCGAUCCCGCACGCUGUCCCAGGGCUCGCAGGGCGGACAGCUCCCGCCGAGCCCAUCCCAUACCAUGGAGGUGUCGUGCUGAGGAGCGCUUGAGCGGGGGAGAGAGGUGGACGGAUGAAGCGCUGGAGUCCUCUGGGAAAGUUAGUUUGGUGUGCGUGAAGACGGGCGGAUCAUGACGACUCUCUCCCUCCCGUCACCCUUCACCGACCCGUCAGGCAGAUGAUAGAGCCCUUUAACUCUGUGGCAUGGGCGGGGCCUUUAGUGAGACCCACAUGUAGUGUUAACCAAUAGUAAUACUUCUAAUAUGAAUAUUGAUUAUUAAUAUUAAUAACGAUGAGCGUCACUGAAAAAAAAUAAAUAACAAUGUUUCUCUUAAUUACAUGUUGAAUUUCUAAACAAAAGAAUAGAGAAAAGAGUAUAUAAGCUCAUAAUGUGUGUCUGUCAACUUCUAUGUGAUUAUAAUUUUUUUGGUGUGCUUUUUUUUUCUUUCGUUUUUGUAUUUUGUAUUAUUUUCUUCUGUUAUACAAUCCUGCUGCUGUGAGAGGGGUACAGUAUUUUCGGAGACGGUGGCGAAUGUUUUAGGCCGAAGUACUCGUCUCUGUCGAUGACAGCCACCUCAUGUCUUCCAUUUGCCCUUGAAAAAAGCUAUAUACAUAAAAAGCGAGCAAGAAAAAAAUACUGUAAUUGUAUUAUUUUACUUGGAUUUGUUUGGUUUCGGGGUUAGGGCCAUUGGGGUCUUUGCCUUGUUUUGAAAUGCAUGCCGGAAUUUCAUUGAUCUCGUCAGUCUGUUUUUUUUUUUUUUUUUUUUUUUAAAGGAUUUUA
Messenger RNA from Cyprinus carpio (common carp), 1322 nucleotides. Its product is annotated as NDRG family member 2. Gene Ontology annotation, biological process: signal transduction. The transcript has 8 exons. The coding region runs from base 1 to 582 and encodes 193 amino acids. Lineage: Eukaryota; Metazoa; Chordata; Actinopteri; Cypriniformes; Cyprinidae. The record is from RefSeq and is a predicted model, not a curated record. Gene Ontology annotation, cellular component: cytoplasm.